Molecule: messenger RNA, 3028 nt
Organism: Ictalurus furcatus (blue catfish)
Lineage: Eukaryota; Metazoa; Chordata; Actinopteri; Siluriformes; Ictaluridae
Gene: mims1b
Product: family with sequence similarity 210 member Ab
Exons: 4
Coding region: 139-972 (277 amino acids)
Cellular component (GO): mitochondrion
Source: RefSeq, a predicted model, not a curated record
GAAGUCCAUGUGCAGCUGUGUGGACAGCGUGUGUCUGCAUGGCAGGAGCAUGGCGCGGAGUGUGCUUUCGAGGACACGUUAGAAACUCCGAGUCAACACGAGUUCAAUGCUGUGAGAGUUUGGGAAUUUAAGGAAUAGAUGAUGCAGCGUGUGCUGUGUCCUGCAGCCGUCCCAUUGCGCUUUGUGUGCCUGGACCACAACAUGAGGGACCUAAGUAUCGGUGCACAGAUCCUUCAUAUAAAUCACUUUACUGUACGCUGCUUCAGCUCCUCCAGCAUCACCAGGAACUCCGAGUCCCACAAGACACGUCCCAAGGUUCAAACAGCUGCACAGAAGCAUGAAAGAAGCCAGGGAGAAACAGGAGCCUCACCACAGAGCAAUAAAGACCUCGAUCCACUGCAGGACAAAUCAAUUGGCCUCUAUCAGAGGUUUAAGAAGACUUUUAAACAGUAUGGCAAAGUGAUGGUGCCGGUGCAUCUUGUCACUUCCACUGUGUGGUUUGGGACGUUUUAUUAUGCUGCCAUGAAAGGGGUGAAUGUUGUGCCGUUUCUGGAGUACAUUGGCUUACCGGACAAGCUCGUGGGUAUUUUGCGAGACUCUCAGGGUGGAUAUGCACUAACAGCCUACGCAAUGUAUAAGCUUGCUACGCCAGCCAGGUACACGGUGACGCUCGGCAGCACGUCUCUCUCUGUGCAGUACCUCCGUAAACAUGGCUACUUGUCCACCCCUCCUCCCGUCACAGAGUACCUGCAGGACAAGAUGGAAGAGACCAGAGAGAGACUCUCUGAGAAGAUGGAGGAGACGAAAGAACGAUUUUCAGAGAAGAUGGAGGAAACUAAAGAGCUUCUGUCCGAACGCAUGGAAGAGACUAAAGAGCGCUUCACUGAAAAAAUGGAGGAGACAAAAGAUAAGCUGGCUGAGAAACUGCAGGAGUCCAAAGACAAAGUGUCUUUACGGAAGAAAACGGAUUAACAGAAAACGAUGAAUCUCAGAGGGCUGUAAACUUCUACGAAUCACUUCUAAACAGUGUAAAUGUGUUAUGCAUCUCAAACUUCCUGUUUUACUGCAAAUUGAAAUGAUCCAAAGGGCCUGAAUUCUCAUUUAUGUUUAACAUUAUUCAGUAAGACCUAGAAACCUGAACAUGUACAUAACUGAUUAGGGCUGAUUUCUAUUUCCGCGUCAAUGCACGUAGAUGUGCUUGUAUGAAGAAAAAAGAGGUUUAUAGAAAAACAGAAUAUAACCACAAAAACAUGGAAACAGUCUACCUUUCAAAAUAAGUUCAGGUACAUAACUGGACCUCUAAGACAACAUACCUUUAUUCUAAAAGCCAAUUAACGGUACACCACAUAUACCUUUCCCAAGUAAAAUGCUCUCUCUCUCUCUCUCUCUCUCUCUCUCUAUAUAUGUGUUGUCGUUUUUAGCUAUAGUAUGUGUGUGUGUGUGUGUGUGUGUGUGUGUGUGUGUGUGUGUAUAUAUAUACACACACACACACACACACACACAUACUAUAGCUAAAAACGACACAAGAAAAAUAAGUUUGAUACCUUUAUGUCUGAGAGCGUAGAUAUUUGAUGCAAACCGAUAGUAACCACUACCAGAAGCAAAUGAGUGUCUCUUGAUCUUCAGGAAUUUAUUUGUGCACGUUUUAUGUGUGUGGUCUGACUACUGCUUCAUCUGAAAAAGCAGGAAAGUGCCGUUUUUAUUGUAGAACGUAAAUGGCUACCGCGUAGACAUAAACCUCAGCAGUCAAGCAGACACUGAACAGGGGAGUGUAUCUGGGAGUGCACUGGGUCUGGGAUCAAAACUUGAACAAGAUUAGAAUUGGCACAAAAGACAAAGGGGACAGUUUCUCUUAGGAGUGACUUUCUGAAGCACUUGUAUGCCCCAGUGUCAAACCAGUAAGGAAUAAUUGGGAAAUGGUGAAAACUUGAGGUGUUUCAGUGUAAUAUUCCCUCAAAUGGGGGGCACGAUGGAUUAGGGGUUAGCAUGUUUGCCUCUCACCUCCGGAAUUGCGGGUUCGGUUCCUGCCUCCGCCUUGUGUGCACAGAUUUCGGAGGCUUUCUCCCCCAGUCCAAAGACACGUGUUGUAGGCUGAUUGGCAUUUCCAAAUUGUCGUUGUGUGUGAUUGUGCCCUGCGAUGGGUUGUUACACCCGUUCAGGGUGUCCGCCGCCAUGUUUCCUGUGUCCCCUGGGAUAGACUACAGGUUCCCCACGACCCUGUGUAAGAUAAGCGGUGCAGAAAAUUUAUGGAUUCCUACAGAUGAUCCUCAAGCGCAGUGGAAGCAACUAAACUUUUCAUUUCAUCCAGUGCUUUUCUUAUUCUCUGUACAUGCUGCUUUGGCACAUAUGACAAUUUCUCCCUAUAUUAGGAAACACCUCAGCUGGAGUGCAGACAGACUUGUUUACACUGUAUUUUAAUCCAUCUCACUUUGUGACACUACCUUUUCCUCAGCCACAGGUUCUUCCAUCCCGUUGUUCAAAGGCAGUUUACAUCUUACCCGUUUAUAACACAACGUGGUGCAUCUACUUGCUAGAUGAAAAUAAUAAAAUGCUUCCGUACGAGCAGAGCAGGACAAGUGUGCUUUUUCUCUACUAAUACUGUGUGAAAAGGUUUAAGUAGCACCCAUGUUAAAAAUGAUACGACCCGGGUCUCACUUUCUCUAUUGACGAGUAUUACAAUGGCACAAUUGAUGUAUAAAACUUGAAAUAGCAAUAAUCAGUCUUCAAAUGUGUCAAAUUUAGGAAUUUAGUAAAAGAAAUAAUGUGUGAAUGUAUUGUUGCUCGCAGAGCAAAUAAAGAUAUUUAAUGAUUAUUUUAAACAUGGAAUAGUUGUAGGAAAGGUUUGUGGAUGAAGGCAGGUGAAUUGAGUCAGAGGGAAUCAGCGAAAGCCAUAAGUGUAUGUUUGUGGAGAUUAAACUGUCUAUUAACAAAAUAGUGAAAAUCCUAAUUUAUGAUUGAGCACACAUUGUGUUGGGAAAAAUGAAACUAAUCACAUUGUCUUCUAAUAAACUACUUUUGUUCAUCCUUA